AUGGCAAAGAAGAAGUCUAAGAAAGCUACCUCAAAGGUUAAGAAAGGUUAUCAUCAGAAGAAGGAUGGCCCUUCAGAUAAGGGAAGUACUACUGAGGUGUGUUCAUGAGGAAGGUGUGAAACAACUUGACUAUUCUAAUCUAUAUCCAGGAAUCCACUAUCAUCAGUGACGCAGAUAUUCAGAAUGCUCUUUCGAAUUUGACUUUGCAGCCCGAUGGUGAGUCCAAUGAGUCUUCAUGCUUUCAACUCUUCUCGUCGCAGUCUUAAACUAACAGGACAAAGUUUCAGUACCUGUAACUGGCACGUCAAGUCACGCCUCCAAACAAGCUGAAUCAUCUCAAAAUUCUUCCUCUGAGACGGCCAACACAGCUGGUGUCCAAGAAAAGAAGCCAACAGCAGCUCCACCUUGCGCAGCCGAGGCAGGACACGGCUCUAACCACUCGACUCGAAGUCGUAGGUCUUCCUCUGGGACUCUCUCCCAUAUAAUAUUUCUAUUUGCGCUCCACACAUCCACUAACAAUAUCCCCAGAAACCAAAGGAAAAGAAAAAGAAAAAGAAACCCCCAAAAAUCCCAAAACCCAUCACAACGAAGAAAUCAACGAAAACCUCCUCAACGCACUAAUCGCCAUACAACUCCAAUCCGGAAUCCAAUCCAAACUAGAAAAUUCCAUCAAGGGGCUAAACGAAGUAAUGAAAGAAAUAACCGAUGCAAAAAUACCUGUAUUCAAUUUCCAGGGUGCAUCGACUUCGAGACCUUCGGUCGACCAAUUAGAGAAAGAGCUCCAUAUGGAUCAACUGCGAGUAAUGUGUCGGGAAUACGAGGAGGCGAGUGAGAAGAGCAUUGCAGAGAUACAUAAGAGGAAUCAUGAGGUGCUUUGCAAAUUUGGAAAAUGGAGAGCUGAGUUGAUUUUGGAGGCUGAGAAGUUUGAUGAGAUGGGACGAAUUUUCGUGUUGGUUGAUUGA
Messenger RNA from Sclerotinia trifoliorum, 962 nucleotides. Lineage: Eukaryota; Fungi; Ascomycota; Leotiomycetes; Helotiales; Sclerotiniaceae. The record is from the annotation of a GenBank genome assembly.